UGGUGGCCAGCCUCUCGCGGAACGGGACACGCAUGAGAACGCGGCGAGCCUGCCCGCGCCGGCUUGACCUCGUCAGCAUCCUCAUCGGCCCCGGCUGCCCGCUGCAUCGCCCAUCUCCCGCCGCGCGUUCCCCAUGACGGCCGUUGCGAGCCCGCCCAGCUUCGCGAAUCUCAAUCGGCCGGGAUGGCUUAAUGGGGGCCAGUCGCUGAACACGAUCAACUCGUCGGACGACGUCAGAGGCAUCAACAUGUUCAUGCAGCGAAAAACCCUCCAGCGAACGAACUCGUCGUCGUCGGUCGCGUCGACAUCCUCAACCGGGUCGGCCUCGACCGUGACGUCAACUGCCUCCUCGCUGGCUAACGGCUACCUGGGGCAGGGCGGAGGCGACGCGAAUGCGAGCGCGUGGUCGAAUCCCGCGCCUCGCAAGCGCCCGGCCGCAAAAGGGGCAUGGUCGAGUGGGAAAGCGGAUGCGGCUGCCGAUUUCCAAAGGGCCACGUCCGGCCGCACGCCAACGACAAAUGGCGUCAAUGGCGCGUCGGCUGUCCACCAGCAGCAGUCGUUGCUGCCGCCACAGAACCACCUCAUGGGGCAAGGUGGGCGAGCCCACCCAGGUGUUGAUCCCAUAACCGCCGGACGGCAGCCGAUGCUCUACCUGCUCUCUCUCAACGGCAGUUUUGAACGCAAGACCAUCGCGGUUCCCUUUUACCCGGAGACUCUCCGCAUCGGGCGCCAGACCAACGCCAAGACGGUGCCAACGCCGGUCAACGGUUACUUCGACAGCAAGGUGUUGUCGAGGCAGCACGCUGAAAUUUGGGCUGAUGCCAACGGGAAGAUCUGGAUCCGAGACGUCAAGUCGUCCAACGGGACCUUUGUGAACGGCACGCGGCUGUCGCCCGAGAACCGAGACUCCGAGCCGCACGAACUGCAGGCCCAGGACCAUCUCGAGCUCGGAAUCGACAUUGUUAGCGAGGACCAAAAGACAGUCGUGCACCACAAGGUGGCCGCCAAGGUGGAGCACGCGGGUUUCCUCACGCCGACUAGCAACGUGUUGGACAUGGGUUUGGGGGAUCUCGACCCCUCGAGCAGUUCCAUGAUGCCGUCGCUAGGGGGUGUGCCGCCGUUCAGACGAGUUGGCAGUCAGCCGGCUGGGGCCGCCGGCGGCAACCGCAUGGCCCCAGGGGCCAUGGGAGGACAACCAAAUGCGGUGGCGCAACAGCGGCAGUUCUUUCUCAACUCGGUAACGGCGGAACAUGUCGUCAAGAAACUCCACACCGAGUUGCGCAAUGCGCGUCUACAAAACCAGGAUCUGGUUCGGACAAGCCAAUUCAUCAACGCGCUAUUGUCGAAAGAAGAUAUCAAGAACCUGGACAAACCUGAGGCCCCCGAACCGCCAAAAGCGCACUUACCUAACGGACACAUCUCGUUCCGAUCAGACGGCGCCAAGACGCGAUUCUCGGAGCCGCCCGCUCCGCCGCCAUCGCAGCCGCUUCCCGAGAAGCCGGACGCGGCCCGGGCAUCGGACGCCCCGUCGUUGAAGCGAGCCACAACGGAGCGCUCGAAGGCGGCAACCACGUCGCCUGUCCGUCAAGACAACAACCUCAACCAGAUUCUUCUGCUCACCGAGGCGCUAAACACUGCCAAAAAGGAGCUUGACAGCCACUCGGCGAGGGUACGGGAUUUGGAGGAGAUGUUGACCAAGGAGCGGGAGGCUCGGCUGCAUGCUGAGGAUAUGAUGCAAAAGAUGGAGGAACGCAACCAGGCGAAGGUGAACGGCACGGCCGAAGCGCCGUUGGUCAAUGGCCACGCAGAACUCGACAAAGCUUUCGACCCGCCUGCCGAACAGCCCUCAAGCGCGGAGCCCGAGACGCCUAGGAGCGACGCCGAGGCAGAGACGGCCCCGCCGCAGCCAGACCAGUCCGAGGCAAUGGCUGCAGCGUUCCAGGCCCGUAUCGACGCAAUGGCGCUGGAGAUGGACAGUUUAAGGGCGCAACUAGAGGCAUUCCGGCUGCGGGCGGAGAAGGCCGAGGCCGAACGGGAUGCCGACCGGAAGACACUUGCCGAAAUGGUCCUUCAGAUACGGCAGCGCGACGAAGAAGAAAAGAAGCGCCAGUCCGAGAGGAGGCGCAGGUCGCCGUCCAAGAGCAGGCGGCGGGCUCCCAGCGAAGCCAAAGAGCCGGAGAAGCAGGCCGCGACCAUGAACGGCAGCGCCACAGAGCCGCCGACCGCCCACCACGACGAGCCCGCGGACGACGCGGAAGCAUCUGACGUCGCACCUAAGCCCUCUCCGGCCGAAUCUUCGAGGCCCGGUGGGGCCCCGCUGGCGGUCCAGGGACAGCAACACCAGGACGCGACUCUAAUACACGCGCUGCCGUAUGCGUCCAUGAUUGGGGUUGUCCUCUUCGGCAUGGGCCUGAUGGCGUACCUCAACGGGUGGCAGCCGCAGCCGAGACUGGACCGCUAGUUAGCC
Messenger RNA from Thermothielavioides terrestris NRRL 8126, 2467 nucleotides. RefSeq lists its product as uncharacterized. Lineage: Eukaryota; Fungi; Ascomycota; Sordariomycetes; Sordariales; Chaetomiaceae. Gene Ontology annotation, cellular component: cytoplasm. The record is from RefSeq and is a predicted model, not a curated record. Bases 134 to 2461 code for a protein of 775 amino acids. The transcript is spliced from 2 exons. Gene Ontology annotation, molecular function: protein binding.